GCUCCGGGCGAGCCGCGGCACCGCCUCGGCGGGCGGCGCCCUCCGCGCGAGGGGAAGAGCUCCGCAGCGCGGCGGCGCCGGGACCGCGGCGCAGCCCCGGGGACAGGGCUCGGCCCGGCGGCGCCGCCGCCCCCGGGACGGACGCGCCGGCGGCAAGAUGGGCGCCCUGGCCCUGGCCCUGGGGAUUUUCCACUACCUGGGGCUCUACCUGCAGCUCGGCGCCGCCUCCCGGCACCCCCCGUGGGACGCCCCGGCGGCGGGCAGCGCCCUCUUCACCGAGACGCCCCACGACAUGACGGCCCAGGCGGGCGAGGACGUGGAGAUGGCGUGCUCCUUCCGAGGCAGCGGCUCCCCCUCCUACUCCCUUGAGAUACAGUGGUGGUACGUCCGCAACCACAAGGACUGGACGGACAAACAGACGUGGGCUUCCAACCAGCAGCUGAAAGCAUCACCGCUGGAGGAGCCUGGGAAGGACGCGACAAAAAUAAGCGUGGUGAAGGUGGUCGGCAGCAACAUCUCCCACAAGCUGCGGCUGUCGCGGGUGAAGCCGGAGGACGAGGGGACCUACGAGUGCCGGGUGAUCGACUCCAGCGACGGCAAGGCACGGCACCACAAGGUGAAGGCGUACCUGCGGGUGGAGGCGGCGGGGGACGUGGGGCACCCCCAGGACACCCAGCUGCGGGGCGCCCCGCUGCCGGACCCCGCCGCGCCGGGCUCAGCCCACGCGCACCACCACCACCACCACCACAAAGCCGGGAAGGAGCUGAAGAAGCGCUCGGCAGACGCCUCCUGUGUGCUGUAGGCGGGCGGUGCCGGGGGGGGGACACGCCGGAGCCCCCCGCCGCCCCGGACUCAGCGGAGCCGUCGAGGGUCCCGCGCGCCCUGCCAGAGACUGGCCCCGCCACCCCGUCUCGCCCACCGAUCCCCACCACCUCCUCCUCCCGCCGGCCGCUGCCGCCUCGGUUUCUUCCCCAGCCGUGUGGUGCAGCGGUGCCGGGGCUCGGUGUGGGAGCAGGACCGCGUCCGCGCCGGGGGGGCGUUGCUGGGACCGUGCCUGGGGCCGGGGCGUGCGCCCACACACGGUGGUCCCCGUCCUCACCGGCCCCGUGCGGGUGGGCGCCCCGCUGCUUGCUGCCACCCGCGGUGCCACGGGCCGUGAUGCGCCCCAGCUUUGCGUGCCCGGUGGAGGCCCCCCCUGCCCGCGGGACCCUCCCUGCCCUCCCUCAUGCUUUGCAGAACCGUCUGUUCCCGUAGGAGGCCCAGUUUAGUUGCUCUGUUCCAGCCCCGCAGCGCGUAUAUAAGUUCCAGCAUUCAUCUUAUAGACCGUGUAUAUCGCCUCUCCCCGCCCCUGCCUGCCCCAAAGCCACCCCAGCACGACAAGGCCCGAGCUCAGCAGAGGAAGGACAGCGCGGCACGCUCCCGGCACGCUCCCGGCACGCUCCCCAGCACAGCCAUGGCGCUGCGGGCUGUGCCGCGGCAUCGCCCAGCCAGGCAGUUGCCCGCAGUCUGCGUGUGCCCAGGGAGCCGUGCCGUCGGAGCUGGCCCACUUUCACCCAUCGCUCCUCCUGGCCCUUUGCAUUUCACGGAGGAAGGGGGGCUCGGCCAUCGGCCCCAUCCACCCUCGCUCCGUCCCCGCUGCCCGUGCUGGCGUGGCUCUUGGCUGAGCUCCCCUUCCUCCUGUGCCGUGGCACUGUGGCGUCCCGGCCGGGGUCCGGCUCACGGGCUCCUGUGUCACAGUGCAAAUGGCAGAGCCCGUCCCCGGUGCCCCCACGGGUAAAACCACCAGUGGGGAUGGGGCUGUGGGGAGGGAGAGGGGGUCCCGAGUCUCCCCAUCAGGGUGCCGGGCGCUGCUCCCCCACCGCCAAUCACCUGCGCCGCCCAGCCUGCCGCCACCAGACCUGCUGCAGCUAAUAAAGCUCUUUA
Molecule: messenger RNA, 1923 nt
Organism: Harpia harpyja (harpy eagle)
Lineage: Eukaryota; Metazoa; Chordata; Aves; Accipitriformes; Accipitridae
Gene: VSTM2L
Product: V-set and transmembrane domain containing 2 like
Exons: 4
Coding region: 158-802 (214 amino acids)
Source: RefSeq, a predicted model, not a curated record